GGCACGUGCUUAGUAAGUGCUUCUCGAUUUUUUGAUUGUUGGUAGGCUACCUUGGCUGAGGAACUACGGGUGGUCUCACCCCAAAUAGUAUCGCCCCUUUUUCCCCUUUCUAGGAGCCAGGCUGUAAUGCAGUUCUUUCCCCAAAGUGGGUCUUUCUGGCCGGCCCUGCUGACCCUUCGAUGGCCUGUAAUGUGGCUGGGGUACAGGGGCUUCCCCUGGGGUUCUAUCCCUGGCCCUCCCCGUCGGCCCUAUCGGAAAGAGGUUCUUCCAGCCCCCGAAGCCCCCUUGGUGCUUGUCACUGCCGCUGAGAUAAGACAGUACCUUAGAGCCCGGGGGAUCCCCUUCCAGGAUGGACACAGCUGCCUGCGCACACCCAGCCCCUUCCUGAGCCCAGCGGGCCCUGAGGCAAAGAACUGGACUGAGGGGAGCCCCCAUAGUCUUUUUAUAGACAAGACCACAGGUCAUUUCCUCUGUACUGGCAGCAUGGCUGAGGGUAACUGGGAGGACUUCCAGGCAUCUGUGGAGGGUGGUGCCGCUGGGUCCUGGGUGAGUGAAGGUAAAGGAAAUGAAGCUCUAGGCAACCAGAGUGAUGAUGUACUGAGGAUUUGGGAGCGGGCAGUGCCACUGGCUGAACUGCCUGAACAAGAAGAGAUUCAGAUGGCCCGAGCAAUGUUCAACCUGGCCAAGGUGUCUGAUGCCACACUGAAGCGAUUCCAAGUUCGAUAUCUUCGAGCUGCCAGAAGUUUGGUGUUUCCAUGGUUCUCCCCUGGGGGUUUGAGUCUCCGGGGAUUGAAGCUGCUGAAGGCAGAAGACAAAGGGGAUGGUGUCUGCUAUUUGGAGACCACCCUGCCUCGGCCCAGUGCCUACCAUAACCUAUUUGGGCUGCCAUUGAUUAGCCGGAGGGAUGUGGAAGUGGUGUUGACGGGGCGGGAGCUGGAUAGCCUGGCUUUACAUCAGGCCACAGGGUUGCCCACACUAGCAUUACCCCGAGGUUUAGCCUGUUUGCCCCCUACUCUACUCCCUUACCUGGAGCAGUUCCGACGAAUUGUGCUAUGGCUGGGUGAUGACUUAAGGGCUUGGGAAGCUGCCAAAUUGUUUGCCCGAAAGCUGAAUCCCAGACGAUGCUCCUUGGUUCGGCCAGGAGACCAGCAUCCCCACCCUCUGGAGGCUCUGACGCAGGGCUUGAAUCUGCAAAAAAUACUAAAAGCAGCUCUGCCUGCUGGCCACAAGUCUAUAGUGUCUUUCCGGCAACUGAGAGAAGAAGUCCUAGGAGAACUAUCUAAUGUGGAACAAGUGGCUGGAGUGCGCUGGGGACGAUACCCCGACCUCAACAGACUUUUGAAAGGCCAUCGAAAGGGCGAGCUAACUGUCUUUACAGGACCAACCGGCAGUGGGAAGACAACAUUCAUCAGUGAAUAUGCAUUGGACCUGUGUACACAGGGUGUGAAUACACUGUGGGGUAGCUUUGAAAUCAGCAAUGUGAGACUGGCCAGGAUCAUGCUGACCCAAUUUGUCAGGGGGCGUCUAGAGGAAAAGCUGGAAGAGUAUGACAAGUGGGCUGACCGCUUUGAGGAUUUGGCACUAUAUUUUAUGACCUUUCAUGGACAGCAGAAUAUCAGGACUGUGAUAGACACAAUGCAACAUGCUGUUUAUGUCUAUGAUAUCUGCCAUGUGAUCAUUGACAACUUGCAGUUCAUGAUGGGGCAAGAACAACUAUCUUCAGACAGAAUUGCAGUCCAGGACUACAUCAUAGGAGCCUUCCGAAAGUUUGCCACAGACAAUAGCUGCCAUGUGACCCUGGUCAUUCACCCUCGGAAAGAAGAUGGUGACAAGGAGCUGCAAACAGCAUCCAUUUUUGGUUCAGCCAAGGCCAGCCAGGAAGCUGACAAUGUGUUGAUCCUUCAAGACAAGAAGCUGGCAACAGGUCCAGGAAAACGUUACUUACAGGUGGCUAAGAACCGUUUUGAUGGAGAUGUGGGUGUCUUUCCCCUAGAAUUCAAUAAGAGCUCACUGACAUUUUCACCCUCAGCCAAGGGCAAGGCUCGUCUCAAGAAGGUCAAGGAUGAGAAUGGUCUAGACCCUAAAAAGCCCCCCUCCAGUAAAGGGAGAGAAGCAUCUGGGAGGCAAAAGGACAAAGCCCAGUCCCCUCUCCCUUGAUCACAGUGUGGUGCAUGUGUUCAAGGAGCUCCCCACACCCUAUGGGGGAAAAUCCAGCUGUGAGUGGGGCCUUGCCUGUGUGGGAGCUGAUGAGUGGGGCUGCCCCAUCAUAUGCCUUGGUAUGGGAGCCAAGGGAGGUGACAAUCCCAAGAAGAGAAGGCAUGGCCACAGUGCCAUCCCCAAGACAGUGUGUGACUCCAACUGAAAUGGAGGUGGGUGACAUCCUUGAAGAAAGCUGAGUAACAGGGCUUUUUUCUAUGUAAAUAAACAUUUUUGUCAUAC
This is a messenger RNA of Gracilinanus agilis (Agile Gracile Mouse Opossum), 2439 nucleotides long. It is a transcript of the gene TWNK, whose product is annotated as twinkle mtDNA helicase. Gene Ontology annotation, biological process: mitochondrial DNA replication. The transcript has 5 exons. The record is from RefSeq and is a predicted model, not a curated record. Gene Ontology annotation, cellular component: mitochondrion. Lineage: Eukaryota; Metazoa; Chordata; Mammalia; Didelphimorphia; Didelphidae. The coding region runs from base 127 to 2157 and encodes 676 amino acids. Gene Ontology annotation, molecular function: single-stranded DNA binding; 5'-3' DNA helicase activity; ATP binding.